Molecule: messenger RNA, 1689 nt
Organism: Nanorana parkeri
Lineage: Eukaryota; Metazoa; Chordata; Amphibia; Anura; Dicroglossidae
Product: heparan sulfate glucosamine 3-O-sulfotransferase 3A1-like
Exons: 2
Coding region: 524-1648 (374 amino acids)
Molecular function (GO): [heparan sulfate]-glucosamine 3-sulfotransferase activity
Source: RefSeq, a predicted model, not a curated record
UUGACAGAAGCGCUUUGCUGAAGACGAGCUGCCGAGGGGCUGUCAGGGGCUCUGGGGGAUUUUAGGACAGCUGCCGCUCACACCCAACAAAUCAGACUUUGCUGCAGACUCCCGGCUACUAUAAAAAUGCCCUUCCCUCAGGAUGACAUUCUACAUACGCGGACAUGAGUUGUAAUGACAGCUGAGAGAAUAUCAGAGACCACUGACUGAGAUGGAGAUCGCAUCUGAUUUUCAUUGUAAUACAAACAGUCAUUUUGCAUCAUGGCAUCCCUGCUGAAUUAGUCCAUUUUGCCAGCUGGAAUCAGCAAUCUUAUCAACUUUCUGCAGACCCAAAGAGCUUACAGUCCACAUCUGAUGCCACAGCAUGUGAUUGAAGGAUGCUGGAAGGGAUUUGGGAGGGCGCAAAUUUGGGUGUAAGUCCAUAGGCAGCUGGCUGGGUGCCUCUUUUGUUUCACAGCUGUGAUGCCAUGGCACCCUGGUCCAGGAUCACUUGACAUGGCGACCUCAGCCGCUGUUGGCGACAAUGACAUUCCCAUCUGUCCUGCACGAGUCCCUGUCCAGAAGUAUCUUCAGGAAGUUUGUUUUGAUGCUGUGCUCCCUCAUCAUGUCCCUCUAUGUCUUCUACUGCCUGGCUGACCGCUGUCAGAGCAUGCCAGGGCCCAUCAUAGUGGCCCCGGAGGAGGAUGGGGUCUAUGAGGACUCACCGCUGGCACUCUGGCACUCAGUGAAGAGGAAAAAGCUGCUUCAGAAGAUGAGGGACCAUCAGGGCACCUUUCGGCAGGGGCCGCAGUGGAGCCGCCUCUUCCCCAGUAUUGGGGUGCCAUACCCUGCUCAGGAGGGGGACAGUACCCUCACCCCGCUGGGAGAAGGGAGCAAGAAGUUGCCCCAGGCUAUCAUUAUUGGGGUGAAGAAAGGUGGGACCCGAGCUCUGCUGGAGUUUCUCAGAGUGCACCCAGACAUUAGGGCUGUGGGUGCUGAACCCCAUUUCUUUGAUCGGAACUACGACAAGGGACUGAACUGGUACAGGGAAUUGAUGCCGCGGACUCUCGAUGGCCAGAUUACCAUGGAGAAAACUCCCAGUUAUUUUGUGACCAAGGAGGCCCCGGCCCGUAUUUCAGCAAUGUCAAAGGACGCCAAGCUUAUUGUGGUGGUGAGGGACCCAGUGACUCGAGUCAUAUCGGAUUACACCCAGACGUUGUCCAAGAGGCCCGACAUCCCUACUUUCGAGAGCCUGACGUUUAAAAAUAGGACUACGGGUCUUAUCGAUAUUUCAUGGAGUGCCAUCCAGAUUGGCAUCUAUGCCAAGCACUUGGAGAACUGGCUCCAGUAUUUUCCUAUGAGCCAGAUCCUGUUUGUGAGCGGGGAGAGACUGAUCACCGAUCCCGCAGGAGAACUGGGGCGCGUUCAGGAUUUUCUGGUACUCAAGAGAAUAAUAACGGACAAACAUUUUUAUUUUAAUAAGACUAAAGGUUUUCCUUGUUUGAAGAAGGCAGAAGGGAGCAGCAAACCCCACUGUUUGGGAAAAACCAAGGGUAGGAUUCACCCCAACAUUGACCCUGAAGUGGUCCAGAGACUACGGGAAUUCUACAGGCCAUUCAAUAUGAAGUUCUACCAAAUGACUGGGCACGACUUUGGCUGGGAUUCAUAGGCAAAACAGAUAUAAUAUAUUUAACUUCUAUAUUUUUUUUA